Physeter macrocephalus (sperm whale) is the source of this 522-nucleotide messenger RNA. It is a transcript of the gene H2BN1, whose product is annotated as H2B.N variant histone 1. Lineage: Eukaryota; Metazoa; Chordata; Mammalia; Artiodactyla; Physeteridae. The transcript is spliced from 3 exons. Gene Ontology annotation, molecular function: protein heterodimerization activity. The record is from RefSeq and is a predicted model, not a curated record. Bases 1 to 522 code for a protein of 173 amino acids.
AUGCACUUCACUUGCUUACGUGGCCUACGAUUCCCUAAGAAGAAGCCCAUAAUUUAUAUCCCAGCCAAAGAGAAGGACGAGAGGGCCAGCUCUGCCUUUGGGAAGACGAGGAGGAAGAAGAAGGAGGCAUAUUUUAGUUACACGGGGGAAAUCCCAAAGCCAACCCACCCAGACUUCAGUGGGUGCUCCUGGAUCUUGGAUGCACUGGGAGCUCUGGAGGAUUGGUGGCUGGAACGGGUUAGCCUGGAAGCGGUUAGACUGUCCCUCUACAGCCACAGAAGAACAGUCACCAGCAGAGAGAUCCUUGAGGCAGUCAAGCAGAGAUGCUCUCGGAAGAGCUUGGGAAUAAAUGAAACCCUCCGCGUCCCCCUCCCCCCCUUCCCCCCCAACGGCCCGGCCUCCGCGAGGGCGCGGGAACCGCCUGUCGGGUCGCUGAGCCACAGCUUCGCAGCUGCCCGGGCCUUCCGCGGCCCCAACCCCCGGCCGGCCCGGGGGCCUGGCGGUGACGGCGGCGCCUGGUAG